AUGGUUGGGAUGGACGCUAUUAGCGCGCUCCUCGAGACGGGAUCGUGGAGGACCUCGCGCUCAAAGAGUCAGAACCCCUACUCUCGAACUCCCCGUCGUACUGAUCCACUCUCUGAGCUGGAUAUUCAUGUUGACAAGCCCUCGGAAACACGAAGACGCAUCCCGCGAUUGCCUCCACCUACUGUUGAAGACGAGACCGAGUCUCUAGCCAAGGAACAUGGAAGUCCGUCGGUCAUUAGCUCUUAUGAGGAUGAACCUCCCAACCGCGGGGAGGUUGACCAGGAAAUACUCAUGGAGCCGGUUUUGGAAAACAAUCCAGAGCGUCGCUUUGUAGUUGUCACGGGCCCAGGGGCUGGAAAAGAGGGCGAACCAGCACCCAGCAUCGUUGCGACAACACCAUCCAAUCCCGAGAAAGAGGAGACCAAUGACUGCAAAAAGUUUGUUCUUGUUCCUUCCGAUGAGACCAACGACGGAGACAAGCAAAAGGAGAAGAAGGUAUCGGAACUCGGGAAGCGAAAGAGCCACCAGGAUCUGCCACGGUUGGAUACCCACGUUCAAGAGCCAGGCAUCAAGGACGUUUUUAUUGAACCACCGAAGGACAGACGAAGCCCAGAGAAGACUCCUGUCUAUCAGGAGGAUGACAGAGCGGCCCGGAUCAAACGAUCAAGCAGCCGCAGGCGCCCAGAAGCAUAUGCUGAUGAAGAGGACGCCAAGAAAGCGUCCUUGAAGCGAGCAAGCAGCCGUCGGCGCCCAGAGGUUCCUCCAGACGACCAAGACUCUGCGGAUACUUCCAUCAAGCGAUCGAGUAGCCGGAGAUACAGAGAGCGGCCCGUCGACCAUGAUGCUAAGGACUCUCCUAUCAAGCGAUCAAGCAGUCGGAAACCCCGAAAUCGACCACUUCACGACUCUGAGAUCACCGCUGAUUCUCCUGACAAUGUGAACCCAGGCGCAAGCGACUUUCCUGCUAGCGUCGUCACUGAAAUGGCGGGUGGUAGGGAGCGUGCGUAUUAUGAUUUGAACCAAGCAGCGGACGGGCUUUCCCAUCGUCGCUCAAAAUCCAAACAUGGUGCUCGAAUCACACCGUCAAACAGUAGGCAGGCCUACCACUUGUCUCCUCCACAAACACCAGGCCGACCGCGCCACGACCGUGUGGCCUCAACACCUGACGUGCCACGAAUCGACUCCAGAUCCCUUGAGCUGGAAGGACCUGGAAUAGCUCCGCUAUCGAUGUACCGAUAUAACGAGGCGGAUGACGCCAUGGCGUUCAUGGUACAAGAAGACGCCAUCCUCGAUCACGAUCUGACUAGGAAGUCUCCGCCGCCGAGGAAAAACCGCAAAGAGAGCCCACCACCGUAUCCCUCAGGUGCAGAACGGAAGAGGAUGCCAAGUCAGGCUGCUACUAACAGGAGGCGACGCAACUCUAUGGCUGCCCCUCGUGACCGCAGAGAAUACCCAAUCGAUGACGAUCCUCGUUACCACCAUUUAGACCACCAGGAACAGCCCCAGCCGUUUCGCCCUGUGGUCGAAGAAGACGCCUCACUGAUGGCCCUUAGACAUCGUUUGGGUGCAGUGGAUAUGGGUUCAGAGUCCCAGGAUAUGGUACCUCAUCCUUCCGCCCUUGCACUAAGGCAGCAGGAUCAGUUUUCAGAACCAAGUGAUCCAGGAAGCUCGAGAAGCGCCACAUUCUCGGCCGAAGGAGAUUACCGGAGGGGGAGGGCCGGCACCUACUCUUCGACCUCUUCCCCCCCUAACGGUAGACUGGCACCGCGGAGGGAAGAUGAGGGCAACCCGAGGACCAGGCGGCGAGCUCGUUCACGGACUAUGGGCACAAACCCCUAUUCCAACAGCUCUCCAAUCUUGCACGAGUUCGUUGCGACCUCCUUGCGACCCGACAAGCACGUUGUGUGCGACAUUGGCUCCUCAUUCUGGUACCGCAUGGCAUAUCUCAUGACACUCAAGCAGCGCUUGCCAGAUUUGCAACUGGUGCGAAACGUAGCUGCAAUUUCAGGGCUCAAUCCGCCCUGUAGUGGACCUCAAGAGAAAUCUCGCAUAUGGCACGGGAUGUGGGAUCCGUAUAAACGAGAAUAUGUGCCUCACUUUGAAGUCUGCGUGGGCUGCGCGAAGAUGUUGGAGGCAGUGUUACCGAACCUGGUCAAUACGCUAUAUCCAAUGAGCUUAGAGCCAUUCACAGCAUAUUGUCAACUUCACUACGCACCUGGAAGGAAGCGUUUUAUGGACUAUUGGGACCUUUUGGAGACGACUUCGGAUAUCGCACUCAGCCACCAAACCGAACCCGACAUUCGUGUGCUCGCGAGCGGGCUUCGCCGAAUCGCUAGAGUCAAGGAAUGCCCGCCGUGCCCACAAGAUCAGGCGCUUGUAAACGCAUAUUGGCAUGUCAUGCAAUUUCUUCCGGAUUUUACGGUGUGCGAGGAAUGCUACAGGGAAGUGGUCAAGCCCAUGCUUGACGCCAACGAUACUAGGAGCGACAUCCCUUGGAACUUCCUCCCCGACAGACUUGUGUCCAAGCCGAUAGCCUCUUGUCACCUCUCCAGCGAACGGAUGCGGGAAGAAUUCCGCGAGGCAUGCCGGCUUAAUGAUUAUGGCUACCUCGAGGGCAAAUAUAUCGAACGGAUGGGGACUCCAGUGACGCCUGUGUCUAGGUGGUAG
This is a messenger RNA of Sordaria macrospora k-hell, 2667 nucleotides long. The record is from RefSeq and is a predicted model, not a curated record. NCBI's taxonomy places the organism in Eukaryota, Fungi, Ascomycota, Sordariomycetes, Sordariales, Sordariaceae.